Messenger RNA from Staurois parvus, 323 nucleotides. Lineage: Eukaryota; Metazoa; Chordata; Amphibia; Anura; Ranidae. The record is from the annotation of a GenBank genome assembly.
GCCCAUGCUGAAAAAGAAAACAACUAGUGGGACUCUGUAUUCUGGUGUGAUGAGACCAAGAUAAAUGUUUUUGGAACUGAUGGCUUCAAAACUGUAUGGUGUUGCAAAGGUGAGGAGUACAAAGAAAAAUGAAUGGUGCCUACAGUGAAGCAUGGUGGUGGUGGCAGUGGCCUACUGUGGGGCUGCGUGAGUGCUGCUGGUGUUUGGGAGCAUUUCAUUGGUGGUAUCAUGAAUUUACAGAUGUACUUCUCUAUAUUGAAACAGAAGUUUUCCAACAUGGCAAUGAUCCAAAACACACAUCUAAGGCCACUGUUGCAUUUCUG